This is a messenger RNA of Rhododendron vialii, 2066 nucleotides long. RefSeq lists its product as uncharacterized. The transcript is spliced from 2 exons. The coding region runs from base 69 to 518 and encodes 149 amino acids. The record is from RefSeq and is a predicted model, not a curated record. NCBI's taxonomy places the organism in Eukaryota, Viridiplantae, Streptophyta, Magnoliopsida, Ericales, Ericaceae.
AGUAUGAGAAACUUCGCAAUAAAGGUAUUGACCAUUUUGAGUUGUUGGAUGAGCUUCUCCACAACUCUAUGGCGACCGGUGCCUUUGCACAACCCGGUACCUUUGGUGCAGCCACUUCCGAUGAAGAGCGAGCCAUGGUUGGGCCGCUAAAGUCCAUUCGGGGGGACAAUAGCAUGUAUACUGACUCGCGAAAGCGAAAAUCUGACGGGAGUGGUGCGAGUGUUUCGAAACACGUUAGGGGUGAACAAAUACAUGCUUAUGAGAGCGUGGCACUUGCUAAUGAAAGAAAGGCAGGGUACUACGAGGCUUUAACUAUUAACCGUCAACAAUCUGGAAUCCCACAAUUCACCAGAAAAGAAACCAUUGCUGCUUUGGAUGACAUUCAGGGGAUUGUUGGGGAUACACAAUACUGGAAGGCAUAUGGCCUUAUGAUGGGUCCUGAAGGACCUUCUUGGAGGGAAGGGUACAUGCAACUCAAGCCGCAUAAUAGGAUUGGUUGGGUGGGACAGCUGGAUUGACCGAUUAGGAAGGAUAGACAAUUAGGUGGUUGUGUAAGAAGGCCAUUAGUGGCCAAUUUUUUUUUUUUUUGUUUAACUUCUAAUAUUGUUCGUGUUAUGGAACACAUUUAGUUUGUUGAAUUCUACUCCAUGUUAUUUAGUUAUGUUGUUGGAAUAUGUUCUGCCUUCAUAUGACUAAAGGCCUUUACCAUUUGUUGCUUCAUGUUGGUUUGUAGUUUUAUAUGUUUUACUAUUGCAUAAUGCAGUUGUUGGUCUAUUGGUAAAACAUCAUAGUUUGGAAAGUGUUAUUAUGUGGUUCAUCAUGAUCACUUUCCUUUUGGCCAUGCAAAUGGUAAAGAUACCAUCCUUUCAUUUGAUAUGUUAUGGUAAUAUUAUUGGCUUCAUAACAGCGUGCCUUCAUUUGUAGUUAUUUCUGUUAAUUUGGAGAGUUAGAGCAACAAACAAGACAACUAUUUUCACCCCACUGUAUUGUCCUCUCUAAAAAGGUGAGUAGAGUGCUAAAAAUCUGUACUUUUCUAUAUUCCUAACAAUGUUAUCUAUAUAUGGUAUUCGAGAAGUGCCGCAAUCUUAAUUUCAACGCUAUCAAAUUAAAAUAUUACAUUUUAAAUACCUCGAAUACAUUUGCAUGAGUAUCGGAGGAGAUACGUAUGCCAGUAAGGAUACGACUCCUAAAUAGAGCCAGGAAAAACAAUGCAGUGCAUUCUUUUUUUGCCUAUAUAAUUUCAACGAAAGAACAAAGAAUCAGGAAAUUUCUUGGAAUCUUGAUGAGGUUCUUCUAUUCUCUUGUGAUGCUGACAUGAGGAGGAAGAAGCGAAGUUCGUUUUCCAAUUCAUUGUACUGCAAGCUGUACUUUAUCAUGCCUGCUAAAAGGAAGAUUUGCAUGAUGAAGAAGUCAAAUUUUAGUGAGAUUUUGGUUUAUCUUAGCACUUGUUUAGGACACGGAAAUGCCGCGGUUAAAAGUUUGAGAAAAAGAUGUGCAGAAGAAGGUCAAUAAACACAUGAAUGUUUUGUGCAUUUUAUAAUCAAACUACCCAGUAAAUUUGCUUCCUGGUUUGUCUUUUGUAUAAUGAGUGAUAUUGUUGUGCCCACUAACUAGUGUUCACUUUGCAUUUUAGUUUUGAAUGCAGUACACUUGAAAUUACGUAUCUUUACAAUCCGCAAUCUCUUUUAUGCUAGUGCUUGUCGUACAAAUCUCUUUUUCAACACCAGAUUUAUUGGGAAGAAAUGUUUCAGGUGAUCGUACGAGUGGUAUGUUUAUGGGUCCUUUCUGGAUUCUUUAAGUAGCUAACUGUCACUUAAGAGAAUGUCUCAUGCAGUAUUUAUUCGUACCAUGCAUGUUAUUUUGUAGCUGUUAGUAGAAUGUCUACACAUACAUACAUACAUAAGAUAAAGUAUAAGAAACUGCAUUGAGGAAAAACCACACAAAACUGCACUAUGCCAAAAAAUUCCUUGCUAAAUGUUAUGUCAUACUACCUUGGUAUAUGUGUUUGAACUGUUAUAUUUAACAAAAUUUGCCUUGGAGAGUAGUAAUGCAUUUAUCUAACUAUU